Molecule: messenger RNA, 3906 nt
Organism: Polistes dominula (European paper wasp)
Lineage: Eukaryota; Metazoa; Arthropoda; Insecta; Hymenoptera; Vespidae
Gene: wnd
Product: Mitogen-activated protein kinase kinase kinase 13 wallenda
Biological process (GO): protein phosphorylation
Cellular component (GO): cytoplasm
Molecular function (GO): ATP binding; protein serine/threonine kinase activity
Source: RefSeq, a predicted model, not a curated record
UUGUUCAGUACUGGUUGGACGCGUAUGCGUCGCGCUUCGUCCUCGUAGCGUCGAGAUUUUCAUGGCGCGUGUCUUUAAUGACUGUCAACAGAAAUAAUAAUAAUUCUAUUAGUUCAAUCAAAGUUAAUGAUUAUGAUUGUGUGUGAUUAGUGUUAAUUCAGAAUGAAGAAGAAGUUUAUAUAUUCGAAGAUAAGUGCGUUAUUUGUAUAAUAUUAUUACGAAGGUUAGAAAGAAGUAGAUAAAUUUGUCGAAGAAACAAGGGACAAGGAUACAAAGGGAAAAAAAAAAAACAGGACAACGAAUGUCUGCUGCUGUUGCUGUUGCUGCCAAAGGAUCCUAACAUAAAUCGUAAUGGAUCGCAAAAACAACGUCUGUCAUUGGGACGUUGAUAAAAAAGCGAUCCAUAAAAUGAUUCAAGAAAUAUUAUUAUUAUCAUCUCGACAAGAAGUGAUGUCUGCUGUACAGAUAUUAAUUUGAAAUAUCGGAGUUUACAGUGAUUUUCUGUUGAUAAUCGAUUGAAGGAUCGAUAGAUCGAAAUUCAAGACUAUUUUAAAAUGGCUGACGUUCAAUACACAACAAAGGAUAAUUUUUUAAGGGAUUAGAAUUAAAACUCGUAGACAAUGCAUACUCCUGCUGAAACCGAGAAAUUACCUCAACCUGGGAUGUUAAAUCUUGGGUCUCAGGAACCGGUCACUUCAUCCGAAGUGAGCCAAGUCAUCUUAUCCACUUCUCAUCCAGAGACACACAUAUUUACAAAUAGCAUGCUAUGUAUUCAAGAAGAGUUGGGUCAACUAAGCGGAAUCGCAGGAGGUCCAAUCAUAAACGACACAAAAAUACAAAUAAACGACAGUAAUCAAACGAAUUUGGAUAGCAACAGUAAUAGCAGUGAAUUUCCAACGAAAUGUACUUCAGGAUCAGUUUCUUUAGAUGCUCAAAGAUCAAGCUGGGUCGAAGGAAUCUUAGGAUGUAUGCGACCUGUUUGGACUAUGCUAUCGAAGGCUGCUGUUAAUGAAAAAAUAAAAGGACACCAAACUGAUGAUUGGGAAAUACCAUUUGAAUCAAUUAGUGAACUCAAAUGGUUGGGUUCUGGAGCUCAGGGUGCAGUUUUUAGUGGAAAAUUGAACAAAGAGGUAGUAGCUGUUAAGAAAGUAAGGGAACCACGUGAGACUGAUAUACGGCAUUUACGAAAAUUAAAUCAUCCGAAUAUAGUACAAUUUAAGGGAGUGUGUACACAAGCACCAUGCUAUUGUAUAAUUAUGGAGUAUUGCCCAUAUGGACCUUUAUACGAUUUAUUAAGGGAUGGGGAACCAGUCCCUCCUUCAAGAUUAGUAUCUUGGUCGAAACAAAUUGCAGCAGGGAUGGCUUAUCUUCAUGCACAUAAAAUUAUUCAUCGAGAUCUCAAAAGUCCAAAUGUUUUAAUUGGUCAUGGUGAAGUAGUGAAAAUAAGUGAUUUUGGAACAAGCAGAGAAUGGAAUGAAAUUAGUACCAGAAUGAGUUUUGCUGGUACUGUUGCAUGGAUGGCUCCAGAAAUAAUUAGAAAUGAACCUUGUUCUGAAAAGGUUGAUAUAUGGUCAUAUGGCGUUGUACUUUGGGAAUUAUUAAGCGGAGAAGUACCUUACAAAGAUGUUGAUUCAUCGGCUAUAAUUUGGGGUGUAGGAAACAACUCUCUUCAUUUACCUAUUCCAGCAAGUUGUCCUGAAGGAUAUAGAUUAUUAGUUAAACAAUGUUGGGCAGCUAAACCUCGUAAUAGACCUUCCUUCAAACAUAUUGAAAUUCAUCUUGGAAUUGCAGCUGUAGAAGUGCUUUGUACAAAAGCUGAUGAUUAUUUUAAAACUCAACUAUCUUGGAAAAAAGAAAUAAGAGUUCAUAUGAAACAAAUGCAAUCGAAUAGCUCAAGUAGUCCUAGAUUUGAAGCUGAUUUAAUUAGACGAAGAGAAGAUGAAUUAAGGCAUGCUCAAGAUAUAAGAGAACAUUAUGAACGUAAACUCGAACGUACUAAUAAUCUUUAUUUAGAACUAAGCGCUGUAUUAUUACAAUUGGAACAGCGUGAACGAGACGUAAUAAAAAGAGAACAGCAAUCAGGAUAUAAACAAUGCAAGAAACGUAUAGUACAUCCACUUUUGAAAGCACAAGAAAGAUUAUAUCGUAGAAGAAAUCCAACGAUACAAUUUUCAACUUCAUCGACUACUACAACACCAACAUCUCCUGUCGAUUAUCCAUUAAGUCCUCCUAAAGUAACUACUCUUACACAGUUGAAUGAAGCCAACCAACCAGAAACUGUACUAGCAUCGAAUAUUAAUAAUUUUAAACAAUGGAAAUAUAGACACAGAAGGGUUGGGUCUGGUUGUGGAGCCAGUUGUAGUCCUAAGUCCAGUCCUCUUCGUGAAAGAAAGAGUAAUGAAAUAGUGGCAAGACUCGUUGAUAAUCAGACUCAAACAGAUAUGACGGAUAUAAGUGGAGAUUUAAUGGAUUCAAUUAAAGAUUCAAUUGAUACUACAGAAAAAUGUUCAAUCGAUGGUAUCGAUAAAAAGUCAAUGGUUGAAAAUACUAUAGAAUAUUUCAAUGGAAAUCCAAUAUUACGUGAAACUCAUUGUAAAAUGCAGUCAAGUUCUUGUUCUAGUCCAGAUCAUGAGCAAGAUAAUAAUACGAAUGGAAACGAACGAUUGGCAGAUUGCAGUGACGAUGAUAAUCUUGAGACUCUUGGAAGAAAAGUGACAGAAAUUAUAAAUGCUAAUCGUCUUAUUUCUCCCAUAGAUAAUGGGAAUUGUGAUGAAGUAAUUAAAUCACACAGUAGAGGUAAAGACGAGACUACAAAACUGCCAGUGAACUAUUGUUCUGUUGCUAGUACAUUAAAUAUAUCACAGGAACAAUCAGAGAAUAGAAUGAGAUCAUGUUCGGAAUUUGUAAAUACUCUAUGCAAUCACGAGGAUGAUGCUUGUGACGAAAGUUGGUCAGACGAAGAAGGCGAAGACCCUAAUUAUAGUUAUAAUUUUUCUCUUAGACGUAGAAGUAUUGCAAGAAGGCCAAUUGGGCCAGGCUCUAGAUUAAGAAGAUUUAAGCAAGCAACCCUUAGAAUAGAAGGAGUAUUGGCCUCUGACGAGGAGAAUACUUCAGAAUAUUCACACCCUCCGUCCAGUCAAUCCUCUACAUUAGAAAGUAAUCCCGAUGUUCAAAGGGUCCUUCGUAAUAUUCAUCAUUCACAAAAGAGAAAAGGAAUACAUGAUGGUACGGAUUCUUCGAGUCAAUCGGAAACAGAUGAAGUCAGUGAGAUUACUAUUGCAUCUCAACCAAACAAUACUAAUAUAAUGAGGUUGAAAAGUAACGUUUAGUUCGUCGUAUUAUUAUUAGUAUCAUUUUUAAAUUUUAUUUAAAAAUGAUUUUCUAAUAUUAAAAUGUCACCUGCAAUAUAUUGAAUCAUUAUUUAAGUAAUCAUUAUUUCAUGUAUUCUUAUUUUGUACAGCUUAUUAAUAAUAUUUACGUACGUAUUGCAGAUCAUAGAGAUGCUACACAUAGAGCAAACAAACAAGCCAGCAUUAAAACCUGUCGGCGAAAUAAAAAGAGAUAGAAGAUAGGAGAUUGAUGUUGUCUCUUUCUCUAACUUGCCAGUCUUUUGUGUACCGCAUGAGUUAGAGAGAGAGAGAGAGAGAAAGAGAGAGAGAGAGACAACAUUAACCUUUCGUUUUUUGCUGCUAUAAUUCAUGCAGAGAGACAUUUCCAUUUACACAACCGCCGUCUAUGGUUUGUUUCCUCUAUCUGUAAUAUCUCUAUGAUUGCAGAUGCUUGUCUAUUUCAGGGUAUUUCUUAGAUUGUAUCCGCCAUGCAUAAUUUCUAAGUUAAAUUACAAAAAUCAAUCGUAAAUCUUUAGAUAUAUGUAUGUAUGUAUCUAUAGAUCAUACGAAAGAAAGA